Nycticebus coucang (slow loris) is the source of this 2404-nucleotide messenger RNA. RefSeq names its product IQ motif containing F1 (gene IQCF1). Bases 1775 to 2392 code for a protein of 205 amino acids. The record is from RefSeq and is a predicted model, not a curated record. The transcript is spliced from 4 exons. Gene Ontology annotation, molecular function: calmodulin binding. Lineage: Eukaryota; Metazoa; Chordata; Mammalia; Primates; Lorisidae. Gene Ontology annotation, biological process: positive regulation of acrosome reaction. Gene Ontology annotation, cellular component: acrosomal vesicle.
UCCUGGGCUCAAACGAUUCUCUUGUCACAACCUCCUAAAUAGCUGGGACUACAGGCACCUGCCACAACGCCUGGCUAUUUUUUAGAGAUGGGGUCUUGUUCUUGCUUAGUCUGGUCUCGAACUCCUGAGCUCAAGCAAUUCACCUGUCUCGGGCUCCUAGAGUGCUAGGAUUACAGGUGUGAGCCACUGCACGCAGGCUUUGGGGGAAUUUUUUAUGCACAUAAUCAUGUUGGCUGUGAUUUAUUUAAAUAAAUAAACAGUUUUAUUUCUUUAAAUACAAAUUUUAAGGCACUUUGUUUAUUGCACAGGCUAGGUCCUUUAGUAUAUUGUUAAACAGAAGUGGCAAGACCAGACUUUUUUGUUUUAUUUACAUAUCUUUAUUUUGGAAGUGUACUUUCUCUGGGUAUAGAAUUUUAGGUUGGCUGGCUCUUUUUUCCCCUUUACAUUUCUUUCUUUCUUUUUUUUUGCCCAGGCUGGACUGGACUUGAACUUGAGGGUUCAAUAAAUCUUCCUGCCCUCUGCCUCCUGAGUAUCUGGGAAGAUAGGUGUGAGCUACUGUCCCCAGUUUCUGUUUUCUUAUCUCUCAGGAAGCCGAUACCACCAUUUAGACUGUGAAGAAAAUGGAGAUUAUCCUUCUAAAUAAUGAAGCACAAGACUUUGAUGACUCUGUGUGUAUGUGUGUUGGUAGGAGGGGAAGGUAAAAAACUGACUAAUGCUACAAAAAGGCCUGCACAAUAUUAUCCUUCUCAAAGACGGACACAUACCACACCUCCUUCUCUGUCACACCACACUCACUUCUCACAUCCUUCAGUGUACUCCUGUCUUCCCCACCCCUCCCCUCUGAACUUCACACCAAUAUCCCUUAGCUUCAGAUGGCUUUCUCCCCUUCCCUACAUUCCUCCCAACUCCAUACUGGCCUCUUCCAUACUCACCCUAUAUGUGACUGCAAAUAUACUCCUUAGUGACCCUAGGGCUGUGAUUCUGAGGGGACUGGGACCUCACUAUGUCAGGCAGGUCUUUAGAGGCCAGGAUCAGGCAGAGAGAGGGCCCUCCAACUGGCCUGGAGGCCCCCAGGAGCAGGCAGGAGAGUGCUUGAGCACUUCUGAGCCUGAAAUGGGGCCCACGCUGGUCGUGGGGGGGGUUCAUGGGGUUCCUUGGGCACUGUGCAGAUGGGUAGACAUGAGUCAGCAAUGCAGGUCUUUUCUCCAGAAGUAAAUCAUUGGUAACAGUUUUGUGCUGUCUCCCAUAUUAACGUACACACAUUAUAUAAUGUGUAUGCUUGUUCCUAGAUAGUUUUGUUCACAUAAAUGGGAUCAUAAUCAUGAUCUGUAGUUUUUCACUUAUAAAUUCAUCUUGGAUAGACUUCCUCAUUAACAAUAUAGAUCAAAAUCAUUAUUUUUAAAUUAUAUAAUAUUUUACAGUAUAAAGGACUAUAAAUAAUUAAAUCAAUCCCCUAUUGAUGACUAUUCAAGUUAUUUCAAUGUAAUAUUAUUACCAAAGACUAUUUUUAUGCCACUUUAUAUCAAUGGGAUAAUAUUUCUGGUGUCUUGCCUUUGAAGUUAGGGCUUUGGCCAUUUCUGGCAGAAAAGCAUAGGCAGAACUUUCAUCUUUUUCUUGGAGGGGGCUCAACUGUUAAAAGCCAUGUGUUGCCUCAGUAAUAGCUGCCCUUAUGACAUCAGCAGUGUCCCUCCUCCACCUUUCCUGCCUGUGCCAUAGCUGAGGAACACAGACCUGAGGGGAUUUGAACCAUCUAUACCCAACCCGUGUGUGACCAAUGGAGGAGAAUCAGGGUGAAAGAAAUGAUAAAGCUACGGAAAAAGAUGAGUCUCCAGAGAACGAGAAUCCACCCUUGGCACCAAGCACCCUGGAAGCAGAUACAGAGGCUAAAACUCUGGCUCUGACUGAGGAACCAGAAGCGGAGAAUGUUGACAUGAACGUCAUAGAGCCGCCAGAACACCCAAAGAAGUUAUCUGACAAAGAUAUGGCAGUCAUAAAGAUCCAGGCCUGGUGGCGGGGCACACUGGUACGGCGGGUGUUACUGCACGCGGCCCUCAGGGCCUGGAGCAUUCAGUGCUGGUGGCGGUUGAUACUGUCGAAGCUUCUGGAGAAGAGGCGGCGGGCAGCACUGGAGUCCUUUUCUCGGGAGGAGAGGGCAGCAGUUACUCUGCAGUCCUGGGCCCGCAUGUGGUUCAUCCGUCGGCGCUACUGCCAGGUGCUCAAUGCUGCCCGCAUCAUCCAGGCCUACUGGAGGUGCCACUCCUGUGCUGCCCGGGGUCUCAUCAAGGGCCAGUAUAGAGUCACGGCCAAUCAGCUACAUCUCGAGCUGGAGAUCUUGCUGGGCUCAGGGCCUUGCAUUGUAACGGAAUGUAUUCCCCUCCCAAUAAAGGAGUGAAGUAGUCUUUUC